GAGCAGCCGGGCGGAAGACCGGGAGAGAGAGACGGUGGGGUCGCGCGGAGCGAGGACAGCGGCUGGGAGGAAGAAGGCCCAGGAGUCUUCGGCCCCAGGGGAACUGGGAGUUGAGAUUUUGGCAGAGGGUCACUGGGAACUCUGGGAUCGCCCACUCGAGCCUGCCCAUUUUCUUCGGUAGUCCAGCGCAUCCUCUCUACUGCCCAGGGGAGAAGUUCCAGGGACAGACUUUGUAUCUUCAGAAGGACCAAAGGAAUAUGACGUUUCUUGAAAGAUCACUGGCACCACCUCUUUAAAAUGAUCCAUUUCGGGGGUCCAGCAAAAUAACAGCUACAGAGGCCAGAAGUAGUUUUGCCCGUACAAAAUAUGGCGGAAAGCUUUCUCGUCUCCAAGGGAACAGCACGUAAUGAGUCAGAGCGGUGGAAUUGCUCUGCGCACGCGCAGGAGCACACGCCGCCGGAAGACGUGGUACCCUUUAGCACGCAAGCGCAGUAGGCUCUUACGUCAGCUGUGUUGUGGCAAUGGUGGAGAAGAAAACUUCGGUUCGCUCCCAGGACCCUGGACAGCGGCGGGUGCUGGACCGAGCGGCCCGGCAGCGCCGCAUCAACAGGCAGCUCGAGGCCUUGGAGAAUGACAACUUCCAAGAUGACCCGCACGCAGGCCUCCCCCAGCUCGGCAAGAGGCUGCCUCAGUUUGACGAUGAUGCAGACACUGGAAAGAAAAAGAAAAAAACUCGAGGUGAUCAUUUUAAACUUCGCUUCCGAAAAAACUUUCAGGCCUUGCUGGAGGAGCAGAACCUGAGCGUGGCUGAGGGCCCCAACUACCUGACAGCCUGUGCAGGACCCCCAUCCCGGCCCCAGCGCCCCUUCUGUGCUGUCUGUGGCUUCCCCUCCCCCUACACCUGUGUCAGCUGUGGUGCCCGGUACUGCACGGUGCGCUGUCUGGGCACCCACCAGGAGACCCGGUGCCUGAAGUGGACUGUGUGACCCUGGGCGUCCCGGGAAAGGAAGGCCCUCUGCCUCGCCUGGCCUUGGAGUGGGCGUCCCUGAAAGAGGAGCCCACCGAUGCGUGUGUCAUACCCUCCAGGGAGGCCAGCCCUCCGAGUGCUGUUGUAAUAAAAGGCCCCAUGCAAGGAGGA
This is a messenger RNA of Phacochoerus africanus (Common warthog), 1138 nucleotides long. It is a transcript of the gene ZNHIT1, whose product is annotated as zinc finger HIT-type containing 1. The transcript is spliced from 5 exons. Gene Ontology annotation, biological process: chromatin remodeling. NCBI's taxonomy places the organism in Eukaryota, Metazoa, Chordata, Mammalia, Artiodactyla, Suidae. The record is from RefSeq and is a predicted model, not a curated record. Bases 522 to 986 code for a protein of 154 amino acids. Gene Ontology annotation, cellular component: Swr1 complex. Gene Ontology annotation, molecular function: nucleosome binding.